UGCUCCAGCUGCUUCUGGUCGGGUCGAGCUUCUGAGCUCUGAACCGUGGCUGCCCCGGGCGGUGGGCGAGCUGAGGGGAUCCCAGGGCCACCCGCACGUGGCCGACGGGAAGCCACCAGCCGCGGGCGGGGAGUGUGGGCCACCAAGGGACCAGCCACUGGAGCCACCUGACCAAGUGCUGUAGCUGUAGCUUCCUAGCUCAAAACUUGUGUGGUGAAAUCUGAGAUUUUGACCCAGAUACUAUGAUAGGAACUUACUGUGAUCUGGGGCCGAAUCCUACGUAGAUGAACGAGGGGCUUCCAGAUUUACUGAGAGCUUGGUACUGUACGCACGUUUCUUGCUCAUUUGGUAUCGGUGACCAUGCCAUCUCUGCCUCAGGAAGGGGUCAUUCAGGGUUCCUCUCCUCUGGAUCUGAAAACAGAGUUACCUUAUCAAUGCACAAUGAAAAGGAAAGUCAGGAAAAAGAAAAAGAAGGGAGUCAUUACAGCGAACGUUGCUGGGACAAAGUUUGAAAUUGUUCGUUUAGUAAUAGAUGAAUUGGGAUUUAUGAAAUCUCCAGAUGAAGAUGAAACAAGUAACCUUAUAUGGUGUGAUGCUGCUGUUCAGCAGGAGAAGAUUACAGAUCUGCAGAACUACCAGAGGAUCAACCAUUUCCCAGGAAUGGGGGAGAUCUGUAGGAAGGAUUUCUUAGCAAGAAAUAUGACCAAAAUGAUCAAGUGUCGGCCCCUGGAUUAUACUUUUGUUCCUCGAACAUGGAUUUUCCCUUCUGAAUAUAGUCAAUUCCAAAACUAUGUGAAAGAACUGAAGAAAAAAAGGAAGCAGAAAACUUUUAUAAUAAAACCAGCUAAUGGUGCAAUGGGUCAUGGGAUUUCAUUGAUAAGAAAUGGGGAUAAAAUUCCAUCUCAGGAUCAUUUGAUAGUUCAAGAAUACAUUGAAAAGCCUUUCCUAAUGGAAGGCUACAAGUUUGAUUUACGGAUUUAUAUUUUGGUGACAUCCUGUGAUCCAUUAAAGAUAUUUCUCUACCAUGAUGGGCUUGUGCGAAUGGGGACAGAGAAGUACAUCCCACCAAAUGAUUCCAACUUGACCCAGUUGUACAUGCAUUUGACCAACUACUCGGUAAACAAACAUAAUGAGCGGUUUGAACGCAAUGAAACCGAAGACAAAGGCAGUAAACGUUCAAUCAAGUGGUUUACAGAAUUCCUACACGCCAAUCAGCAUGAUGUUUCCAAGUUCUGGAGUGAUAUUUCAGAAUUGGUGGUGAAGACCCUGAUUGUGGCAGAACCUCAUGUCCUGCAUGCCUAUCGGAUGUGCAGACCUGGUCAGCCACCAGGAAGUGAAAGCGUCUGUUUUGAAGUCCUGGGGUUCGACAUCUUGUUGGAUAGAAAGCUAAAGCCAUGGCUUCUGGAGAUUAAUCGAGCCCCAAGCUUUGGAACUGAUCAGAAAAUAGAUUAUGAUGUCAAAAGGGGAGUUUUACUAAAUGCACUCAAGCUGCUGAACAUCAGGACCAGUGACAAAAGGAAAAACUUGGCCAAGCAAAAAGCCGAGGCUCAAAAGAGGCUAUAUGGUCAGAACUCGAUCAGAAGGCUUUCGCCAGGCUCCUCUGACUGGGAGCAGCAGAGGCACCAGCUGGAGAGGCGGAAAGAAGAGUUGAAAGAGAGACUUGUUCAAGUACGGAAGCAGGUUUCGAAAGAAGAGCAUGAAAACCGACAUAUGGGGAACUACAGGAGAAUUUAUCCUCCUGAAGAUAAAGCACUGCUUGAAAAGUAUGAUAGUUUGCUGUCCGUUGCAUUCCAGACAUUUCUUUCGGGAAGAGCAGCUUCAUUCCAGCGAGAACUGAACAACCCUCUGAAAAAGAUGAAGGAGGAAGAUCUUUUGGAUCUCUUGGAACAAUGUGAAAUUGAUGAUGAAAAGUUGAUGGGAAAACCUACCAGAACCCGAGGACCAAAGCCCCUGUGCUGCAUGCCAGAGAGUGUGGAGGUAAUGAAGAAGCAGAAGUGUUACAGCAGCAGCGAGAGCAGCUUUGACAGCAGCUGCAGCAGCAAUUCAGAGUUGGAGGAGAAUGAGAAAGAAUUGUGUCAGAAGAGGCGAGAGCAAGCCCCGUAUAACCUUAAACACACCAGUCACUGCAAGCUAAUUCAACAAUCCAAUUCCAUGAGGCGUUCGGUCAGCUGCCCUCGAUCCAUCUCUGCUCACUUGCCUUCCAGUGGGGAUGCACGCCCCUUUUCUUCUCAACAAAUGAUGCCAUUAGCAAGACCAACGUCAGCAAGCCGGUCACAUUCCUUAAACCGUGCUUCCUCCUACACGAGACACCUGCCCAACAGUAACGAUGCCAGCGCUGCCAACUCUAUGGUGAAUGAGUCUUUGCGGCAAUUGAAAACCAAAGAACAGGAAGAUGACCUCACAAGUCAGACCUUGUUUGUUCUCAAGGACAUGAGGAUCCGCUUUCCAGGGAAGUCAGACGCAGACUCGGAGCUUCUGAUAGACGAUAUCAUGGAUAACUGGAAGCAUUAUAAAACAAAAGUGGCUUCAUAUUGGCUCAUAAAACUGGACUCCGUGAAACAAAGAAAAGUUUUGGACAUCGUAAAAUCAAGUAUACGUACAGUUCUUCCAAGAAUCUGGAGGGUCCCGGAUGCUGAAGAACUAAGUUUGUACCGGAUAUUCAACAGGGUGUUUAAUCGUUUGCUCUGGAGUCAUGGUCAAGGACUGUGGAGCUGUUUCUGUGAUUCGGGAUCCUCUUGGGAGAGCAUCUUCAGUAAGAGCCCGGAUGUGGUGACUCCUCUGCAGCUCCAGUGUUGCCAGCGCGUGGUGGAGCUUUGCAAGCAGUGCCUGUUAGUGGUUUACAAGUACACGACUGAAACUAGGGGUCCCAUCUCAGGCAUUGGCCCUGACUUGGGUAACUCCAGGUAUUUGCUACCAGGAAGUGCCCAGCUCCUCAUGCGGUCAUCACUGUACAACAUGAAAUAUAAUUCACCAGGAAUGACUCGCUCCAAUGUUUUGUUUACGUCCCGAUACAGCCAUUUGUGAGACUGAAUGGAAGAUUGCCAUGGGCUAUGAAUAAUAGCAAUUCAUUCAUUUUCUCCAGUUGAACCUUAAGGAAGUGACCCUUACGUGAUAUUUUAUGUAUAUAUGUCAUAUAAGUGUGUGGAAUACAUACACACAUGCACUCAAGUAACAUACAAAUAUAUAUAUAUAUUUAUUAUGUGUAAGAAAAAUUAGCAGAAAACUGAAUAUAAGAUUUAACGUUUCUGGAAAUGUAAUAAACCAUGUUAAAGUUGUUUACACAAAUAUGCAAAUGUGUAGAAUUUGCUAGGUUUAUACUUAAUUGCUUCCUACUAGAAAUGUUAUUUUUGCUGCAGAGUAUAUAAAGCAGAAUUGAUCUUGAAGAUCCCAUCACAGUGUUAAAUUAUUUUCUAGAUAACACAGCUUUGACUUCAGAAAGCACUAAUAGUAUCUUAUUACUUCUUUCACUCAUAGUAGCUAUGUAACAGUGAAACACAAGAGACUUAAAAACCUGGGGUUAGCUUGAUGAUAAGAUUAGGAUAAAAUGGGGUUAUUGUUACUAUAGCACACUGUAAAGUACUAGAAAACAUCCCUCCAACAUUUUACUCUCCAUAUGGAAAUUUAACUAUUUGUUCUAGUGCAUAUUUUCAAUAAAGAUCCAGAUUAAAUUGUGGUGUGAUCUAAAAUGGGAGACUUCCCAGUGGGCUAAGAACAAAAAUGUAAACUCGCUUUAAUUUGGCUUUCCAUGGGGGGUUACAUAAACAAGUGAUGGCAACCCAUAGAGCCUUAGCUGUGUGACUUUAUGUCUCAUAGCACUAGCUUUUCUUUGGAAAGGAUAUCCUUGAUGGGUUUAAGUAUCUCAAUGUUGAGACCAGUUUACCUUGCAGAGCUUAAUGAUAGUAGUUUCUCAUUUCACCUCAGAAAAUAUUCUAAAGACUCUGAAGAGGAGUCUACACUCAGCACAUGUUACUAUGCAUGGGCUGACGUGCCUGCCCUAGAUUGAGUCUUUUCUUCACUGUUGAGUGUGGCGUUGUCUUCCGUACAAAGGCAUCAUGCGUGUGUCCCCAUCAGCACAUUCCCAUGCUCCCUUCUCUUGCCUGCACUUUCAAAACCAGUGUGUGCUUUCCGUGGCCCAGACACAGACAGCACAGUCAUGGAUUUUUGAACUCAGGAAGUGUAAUAUUUGCUCAAACUUCCCUCCAAGGCUUUUACUCACAGAUGCUAAGAAUUUGAAAAACUCAAGAUUGUUUACCACCAUUUCAUAUCCUAAAAUCUAUUUCCAGAAAACGAGGAAAUGACUCCAAAGCAGCAGUAGUGAGAGCCCAUCUGUCCCAAAUUUGUUCGAAGUUGGGUCGAUGGUGACCCAAAGUUGUAAAGUAUAUGGAUUUAUUUUAAGAGUAUAUUUUUUUCCUGUAAUAAUCAUUGCAUACACAAAUCGCUGGUAGCUGCUUUACUUCUUUAUGGCUGCCUACCCUGCACAUCCCAAAUGAAGCUUUUCUUACUGGCUACAUCCCAUGCAAUUUCGUCUUGUGUUUCCAAAGGAGAAUAAAGUCUCCAAAGGAAGAAAGCGAAUGUGUUAUUUAGGAGUCCAUAUUGCGAAUUCUGCAAUAUGCUAUAUAUUUCUAAAAAUAAGUGAUGCAAAUAUUGGAAUAUCACAGAAUCUUUAUGGGAAUAGUCAACAGAUCAGUCUGUUUUAUGGUUUAUUUGCAGUGUUUUUGUUUGCAAUUCAUGAUUUAAAAAUCAUGGAGAAAUAAAAGAACAUAAAAUCAUGGAGAUAUGUUUUUAAGUGAUUGGUAAGUGAUACCAACCCAGUUUGUUGGUCAUUUACUUCAUUUAUCUUAAAUCACAAAUGAAUAAUUAGGGUGUUUGCUUUGGAACUUCUGCCUCAUACAAGAAAGGAAUCUAUACUUAAAACCCAAUGAAACAGGGACAAUCAUCCAACAUUAGAAAUUCUCACCCUGGAAACACACAUUAAGAACUAAGAGUAAAUUUAAAUGCAUAGAACUGCCAAGUAUUUGGUGAACAAACAUCGUUUCCCUAGCUACUCAAGCAAGGCCUUAGUUUGAGCAGUAGGAUUUCAUUGCCUACAUUUUCCUGUUUCAACUAGCUGGAUAUGAUGAAGCUGUGCAGAAAGCCAUGUGCUCAUUAGUUAUGUGCAUUACCUGGUGUGCUGUGGACGGUGGUUGUCAUAGCACCAUCCCCUAAUGAGCAGCUAAGAGAAGACAUGAUAAUGAACCAUGCAAGUCUCAGGAGGCCAUAGACAGGUAUUAGAGGUAUAAAAUAUUCCCUGGUUUUUGUUAUCAAUUUCUUAUGUGUAUGGUUAAAACAUAUUUGCAUAAGAGACAGUGUAGAUCUCUCUUUAAUGGUAGAGAAAGAAAACUUGAGUAACUGCUUAAUCUCAUCAUUUUUUUUUUUUUUAAGAAUGGAUUUUGGUUUACUUUCAAGGGUAGAGGAUAAUUAUAGACAGGCCGCCCUAGCCAUUUGUAAUGGUGGUAAUGCUUCCCCAAACUGUAAGAUAUGAAUAUUUUCCAAAAUGUCACUUGCUUUUUUUAUGUCAUUACCUACAAACAUAAAGUCACAAUGUAGUUUUCACUUGACUAAGACAACCUUGUGUGUUUGAAUGUAUUAAAAUACUCUAUUGCAAUUCAUUUUACUUUGCAUGAAUUUUAUUUUGUUAGAUUUCAUUUAUCUUUAAUAUGUGAACAUAAAGUUUUAUAUGGAGUACAGUGUUAAGCAACUCUGCUGUCUGUAAGGAUUUGCCUAAACGAGAUCAAAUCCCCUAGAGUUUCCAUGGCUCCUCAUCUCUAGAAUUAAAUUAAUCCCAACCAAACCAAACCCUUUCUUUUACCUAAUAUUUAUACACACACAGAAAAUAUGUGGCUCCUAGACUUCCAGAAAAUGAUUCCAUUCCAUUUUCUCUUUAGCUUGGAAAAUAGAUUGAGUAUGGGAUUAUGCUGAUUUGAAAUUCCAAAUGUUUGAAUAUAAAUUUAAUGCUUUCUUCUUUUACAUGUCAGUGUCAUUCUGUGUAAACAUUAUCUUCAAAUUUAAACAUAUGCAAUACACACUAUUCAAAAUACCAAAACAAUAGCUGCAUACAUGUCAUUAUUUAAUCUUCUAUAAAGCACUGAUUCAUUCUUAAAUAUAUACUCUUUAAAAGAUAGUAAAUACCUCAAGAGUGAAAGGAAAUACCUUCCCUUUCUAUUUAGCAAUGCUAAUUUGCAUUGAGAAUCUCAUGCACUUGGUGAUGGGGAUUCACCAUCAAUAAAAAGUGUAGCUGUGCAAUUGUGUUACUGUGACUUGGUGAUUUGGGGACAUUUGUUCUUCUCUUUAAAUUGAGAGCUUCAAGUAUAAACGGCCAUGUUGUCUACAUAUUAUUAGAUACUUAAUUAUUUUCUGGCUAAUGUUGGCUUGUAAAUAAUGGAAACUGCAGAAAUGUAUUCAUAAAGAAAACUCGAUUCCCCACACUGCUUCCUCUCUGUCCUAUUUUCAUUCUUCAGAUCCCCACUGAAGCUUUAGAUGUGCAUGGACAAAGGAAAGGAAAGGAGAAAUCUUGCUUUUUUUUGGAAUUACAAACAAGAUUGAAUUACAUGACAAUCCCAGUUCCCGUCUCCCUCCCUUCCUCCUCUAGGAAAUCUUGCCUUUUAAACAUUGGUCUUCCUUGAAUUCUUCAGUCUAACUCUCUCCCAACUGAGCUAUUUUGGUGCUGUUUUCCUUGAAUUCUUAUAGUGGUUUUUUUUUUUCCCCAGG
Cricetulus griseus (Chinese hamster) is the source of this 6747-nucleotide messenger RNA. NCBI's taxonomy places the organism in Eukaryota, Metazoa, Chordata, Mammalia, Rodentia, Cricetidae. The record is from RefSeq and is a predicted model, not a curated record.